Messenger RNA from Mercenaria mercenaria, 2715 nucleotides. RefSeq lists its product as uncharacterized. The record is from RefSeq and is a predicted model, not a curated record. The coding region runs from base 81 to 1034 and encodes 317 amino acids. Lineage: Eukaryota; Metazoa; Mollusca; Bivalvia; Venerida; Veneridae. The transcript is spliced from 3 exons.
GCGCAUGCGCAUGUUUACAAGAGAUGAUCUACUCAGUUUCAAGUAUGUUAUCUUCCUGUUGUUGAACUUGAACGUGUAAAAUGUUCGCAAAUCUUCAAAUAAAUCGUGGAUUUCAAAAAUGGAAUAUCUUUGCUAUAUUCGUAUUGAUUGUAAUAGGUACCUAUGCGAUGAUACAUUUUAAGCAAACGACGCAAACGCUACAAACGACGCAAGAACCGCCACCGACGCAAACGCCACUAAAGGAGGUUUGUACAAAAACGAGUCUCCCUGCUGUGUAUACCAUAUGUACGUGGGAGUUAAAGAAAGACAAUGUAAUUUCCGGGGAAAUACAUAGAACAGGACAAUGGGAGCCGCACAUAACACGAAAACUUUACACUGUUCUAAAACAAGAUAGAAAUAUAACAUUUAUUGAUAUUGGUGCUAACAUUGGCUAUUUUAGUUUACUCGCUGCUUCCGUCGGGCAGGCAGUGGUUUCAGUGGAGCCCUGGACCAAGAAUAUAGAAAAGUUACGGAAUUCCAUUCGAAAAAACAAAUUUGAAGGCAAAAUUACUAUUUUAAAUAACGCUGUUUCAAAUGAUCGGGGAGUGAUACAUAUUCAUGCACCACACAAAGAUAACCCAGGUGCUACAAGGUUGUUAUCUGAUGCGAAAGUGACUGGUUCCAACGUUUUCUCAGCUGCAACAAUUACCUUAAACGAUUUAGCGAACUACAUUCAUACUAAAGAUACCAUCAUUAAGAUAGACAUAGAAGGAAAUGAAUGCAGAGCACUAGAGAAGUCGGACGAACUAUUUAAUAAAUUCAAUGUUGUAUUCAUAUCUAUGGAAUGGGACGUAAUGAAGAAGUUUGAAAAUGACAUUGGCACAGCUUGUCCACCGGAAAGUAUAAAACAGAUGGUGGAAAUGUUGACAAAACGUAACUUUGUGCCCUACGGCUUUUCCAACAAUUUACCACUAAAUCCAAAAGAAAUUAAAAAAUGGACAGAAGUCGACGUAUACUGGAAACCAAGACACGAAGGACGUGAAAAACAAAGUUGAAAUACAUUGCUUUUGAAAAUUUAAAAGGCCAAAUAGUUUGUGAAACCUCGAAAUUCAGCUUUUAUGACAUUUUCAAUUCCGAUAUUCAAACAGGCUUGAAAUUUAAUUCAAGCUCUAAUUCGGUUCACUAAUAGAUUGGAUUUAACGCUGAAUAAUUUACUUUCAAUAUUGAAGCUAGAAUCAUUUUCGAUGCCAAAUCGAAAUUUCUGUUUCUGAAAAUUUAAAUUUCGAUCUUCCAGCUGGCGCUAAUUUCAAGUCAAGCCCGAAAGUCGGUAUUCUUUCUUUUAAUUUCAGUCUCCGAGUUUGCUCGAAAUGUCAGCUACAUAUUUGUCCUUUUGAACAUUUGAUUUUUUGUCAACUAAAUGGCCAAAAAUUUCAUGUCGUCUUAAAAUUCAGCUUUUUUUUAAAAAAAUCUAUUUCGGUCACAUAAGAUACUCGAAAUUAAAUUCAAGCUCGAAUGCACUGGCGCCAGAUCAGAAAGAAAUGCCUCUGUACAUGUUAUACCCUACCCCUAGGUAUUCUAUAAGAACCAUGGUCAUGAACGGGAAAAUAUACUAACCCAUUUCAAUCGCGUAUUUCAUACCUAAAACACGCAGGUCAGUAAAUGUGUACUACUGAUAUUAAACAAGCGAUAAUUUAUCUUCAAUCGUGCACCAGUCACCUUGUCUCAAUAUUCCAUAUUGCAGAGAUGCUCCGUAUAUUUUAUGCUUUAGUCAACGUUACAGAAAAAACUUGCGUGAACUUCCCUAAUGAACAUCCGGUCUAGAGGUCACGACAGUGUGCACAUGUUAAGCGAAAUGUAAACAAACAAAAACAGAAUGCAAUAUAUUCACAGUUUUACGAUAAGACUCGAAAUGAUGAAUGAAAUUCAUCUUGUAUAUGGUUUUGAAUUUGAAAUCAUACAUAGUUAUACAUCUAUGCUGUUUAUUUAAUUCAUUUUGCACAUUUAUGCUGCAUAUAAACAUUUUAGCGUACACGUGUAGUAAAAUGACGACUGACAUACAUUUUCACAUCAGCCAAUCAGAGUGUGUCUAUAAACUAGAACGGAACUUCACCAGGGAAGUUCAAGCAAGUUUUUUGAGUACCUGUGAAAAAAAUAUAAACUACACGUUGUUUUUCUAAGAUAAGAACUACUGAUGAAAUGUGACCGGUACACAACGGAAGAUAAAUUACCACUUGUUUAAUAUCAAUAGUACACAUUUACUGAACUGCGUGUUUUAGAUAUGAAAUACGCGAUUGAAAUGGGUUAGUAUAUUUUCCCGUUCACGACCAUGGUUCUUAUAGAAUACCUAGGGGUAGGGUGUAACACGUAAGGAGGCAUUUUCUUUCUGAUCUGGUGCCAGUGCUCGAAUGCAUUUCAACAUUGACUCAAAUUUAACCCUAAAUAAUUGACUUUCGAUAUUGAAGAUAGAAUCAUAUUCGAUGCCAACUGGAUAUUCUGCUUUCUGAAAGACCCAGCUCAAUAAUUUAUACUUUUAAAUAUGCAUAAAAACAAUUUCAUUUUCAAAAAUCAGAUUGUAAAAUUCAUAAGGAAUUUAUCAGCUGGAUGAAACCUUAAGAAACUAUUGGAUUCAUUUUAACAUAAAAAAUAUGUAUUACAUUAGUGUUAUCAGUAUUAUUAAAAUAAUGUGUUAGAUUGCAGAAAGAAAAACUAUAAGCUAAAUAAAAUUUUCGAAGCAAG